This is a messenger RNA of Pocillopora verrucosa, 3245 nucleotides long. Its product is annotated as sorting nexin-8-like. Gene Ontology annotation, biological process: early endosome to Golgi transport; intracellular protein transport. The record is from RefSeq and is a predicted model, not a curated record. Lineage: Eukaryota; Metazoa; Cnidaria; Anthozoa; Scleractinia; Pocilloporidae. Gene Ontology annotation, molecular function: protein binding; phosphatidylinositol binding. Gene Ontology annotation, cellular component: early endosome membrane.
UACUCAAGGGAACAUGGCGACGGCACUGAGUUUUGGUUCGGUUCCCUCGUUUUAUCGCGAGGUUUAUCAGAUAGUAUGUCCCAAUCAAGAAGAGAGGAUCGAGCGUGAUAUGUUUGUGAAGAUCUUAAUGAAAUCAAGCCUACCCAAACAAUCGUUAAGUCAGAUUUGGGAAGCUGUUGAUCCAAGGCAAGAUGGAUAUGUUACAAGAGAUGGAUUAUACAAGGCACUGGCCUUAACUGCUUUAGCACAACAGGGGAAAAUUAUAUCAGAGAGAGCGUUAGAGCAAUUUGUAGAUUCAGAAUUGCCAAAGCCUUCUUUGGGGGACCUGUCAGAUCUGAAAAGUCUGAGUGUGCGUCAAAGGCGUGAAAACAACCCAAAUGUUUUGGGUUAUAACUAUGAUGAACUUGUGAGUUUGGACACAGUAGAUGUAGAGCUUGUACCAGAAAAGAAAGGAAUUCUUCUAAAGCACAAUGAAUAUCAUGUUUCUAGCAAGAAACAUAACUGUACUGUAAAUCGUCGCUACAACGACUUUGUUGCCUUCCAUGACAUGUUACUAGCAAGGUUCCCAUACCGUCUCAUUCCGACACUUCCUCCAAAGAAGCUUAUGGGAGCCAGCAAAGAGUUCAUUGAGGCCAGGAAAAGAUCCUUAAAGCGUUUUCUGACUCUUGUUGUGAGGCAUCCUGUACUUUGCGAGGACAAGAUUGUGAACUUUUUCCUUACAGUCAAGGGCUCAGACAUUGGUCAGAAGUUGAAGGAUCAGUAUAAAUCGAUGCCAGAUGAAUUCAUGACUAGUCCUCUUGCCUCCAAAGCAAAGGAACUAGUCCCUAUGGAUACACAAGCCAGUUUUCAAACCAGCCGCCUGCAAAUUCAAGCCAUUCACAACAGUGUGGAAAAACUAAAGGAUGUUGCUGAUAGAAUGACAGCAAGAGCCUUAGGAUUUUCUUCUGACAUGCUUCAGUUUGCUAAGGAACUCACAGCAUUAACCAAUGAGUCACACCCAACAACUGUAUGGGCAAGUGGCAGUAACAACACAUGGGGGAACCUUAAACACAGCUUUACUGGAAUCACUCCUUAUUAUACCAAACUUUCAGAGAGAGGUGCUGUUUGGUUUAAAAGAGAGGAUACUGGUGCUGCUGAGUACUUGGCUCUCUUCUUGGACUUAACCUCAAGUUAUCGGGAACUUUGUGAAAGGCAUGAAAAGGGAGUUUUAAAAGAUCACCAACACUCGCUCCAGAAAAUGCAGCAGAUCAAAAAACGUCAGAUUGCUGCUCAGGCAAAGGGCCAGGAUCAUGCUGUUGAUCAGCUGGAAUCCAAAAUUGUUGAACAGGAGACAGACAUCAGUAACAUGGAAAACAGGAACUAUUUCUCACUGCACUGUCUCCAGCUAGAAACCCAGUUGGUACAUGCUAACAUGAAAUUAUUGGCAAUAGUGUUACAAAAGAUGGUCACAUCACAGAUUGCAGGACACAAGGAGGUAUUUGAAGUCUGGAAUGAACUUGAUCCACUUGUGGCUGCAUUACUUCCCAGCAACUCUCCUGGCUCAUCACCCCCUGGUUCACCGCCAUUAAAGUAAUUUCAGCUGUCUACAUGAUCAAUGUAGAAGUAUAUUGCUCUUUCAUAGAUUUAAGUAUUUUUAAUUACUUAGUGGUAAGGUGUCAUAAGAUGAAAUUGGUCCACACCAGAUGACCUGUGUAGUCAAAUAACAGUGAUAUCAACCAACCUGCAAAUUGUUGUGAAGUGUUGAUGUGCUGUUAUCAAGAUGUUGAAUUACAUCUCUCCUAGUAAUGUUCACUUUUAAGGUUAGACUUCGGUUUUAAAUCCAGUCACUGAAAUGGUCACCUAACCCAUAAAUUCAGAGAAGAAUAAAAGAACAUUUUUUAAGGAAAAACUUCUUUUUUGGGAUUUGUUUGUUAUUUUGAUGGACAAAUUAUAGCUGCAGUAUACCAAAUAUUGUUCGGUAUUUCCCUCUAAGUAUUGGAUAAAUAUCCAAAGGUAUGUAGUGGAGGUGUUCUUCCUAGUUAGAAAAUUGAAUGAUUUGUUUUUAUAACUGUUAGCAAUUUUCUUAAUGCUUGUCUUACUUUGCUAAAUGGCCAGGAAAUGUUUAUUUUCUAUUGAUUGGAGCAGAAUAAAAGGCAAAACCAAUGGAUAAUUAUUUUGUAAAAAAAGAUUAUAGUUACUGUAGUACAAAUUUUAUAAGGAGCAACUGAACACUUAAUCAAUCAAAUAUUGUGCACUUUCACAUCGCAUGCACUGAAACAUAAUAUUCAAGGACAGGGAGCUUUGACCGUGAGAACUCUUUCUUCAGGCUAAACAUAAAUAUAACUACAACUUUCUCGCAGUUAUUGCUCAACUGGACAUCUCUUUAAAGAAUUUUGCAGGUAAUUAUAAACCACCCAGUACUAUCUAAGUUUUCUUCAAUGAUAUUGAUGCUAGAUUUGGACUCAAGUUAUGAAUAACUUCAGGAAAACUAUCUUCUACAACAAGUAGUUGUGAACUGUCACUUAAUGGCUCUCACCUUGUACAUCAGUAAGGCAGAAGAAACAAGUGGAUUUCAAGCAUCCUUAAAUUUGACCCAAAGAAACCUCAGAAAUAUAGCAGAUUUGAUUUCCCAAGAGGUCUUUGGUACAACUAAUAAGGGUACAAUACUUAUUAUAAUGUUUGUUUGACUCACUGUUCUUGUAUGCAUCUCAGAAGCGUAAAGUUUAUCGAAGAUUGCUGAUAGUGUACCAUUAAUUCUUUGUAAAUCUGGCUAACAGAAGAAGGUAUAGUUGUAGUGACUUUGCUAUCUUUGGAUAACUUGAAUUGCACUUCAACCUUGUAACUCCCAAGAUCUAAUCAGUAGUUUUGUCUUCUGAUUGCCUUGCAUUCUCUGGUAAAUUAGGCAGGAAAUUUUGGUUUUAUAUGAAGGAAGCACUUUCAUAUUGAUAAGUUUGCCUGUUCACAUAACCUGUAAAAUGACAUACAGCAUUGGAAGCACAAGGGAAAGCUACAUGUCAAUCUCAUGGGAGUUAGAGGGUUUUGUGGUAUUAAGACUUAAUUGUCAGCUUUUCCGCUAAUGAUUUCCAAGUUUCUAACAAGGGACCACCUAAAUUUACAACUUUAGAAUCAGUUGUCUUUGAUAAUGUUCAGUAUACUGAACCUACAUUGGUAGAAAAGAGAAGUUAUUAUUAACUUAAAGAAUCAGUAGUCUAAGAGUUUUGAAAAAGGACUAAUCAAUUAGAUGGAUUAAAGAGUAUUUUUAAGAA